GACACGCACGUCCGUGCAGUCCGGCGUAGGUACAUCGCGCCAAUCGUCGUACCACCGCGCGCAACAUCGGGCACCGCCGACGCGACCAUGUCGUUUUAAACAGCUCAGAUCCGCCGUGUCGAGGAAGACAGAAAAAUCGAAAAUCAAAAAAAAAAAAAAAACCGCGAUAGACACGUCCUACCGCCGUCUCCGCAUAUUAUUAUAACAAACAAUACAACGUACGUAAUACACGUAUUUAUAACGACGUGCGUUGUACCCGAAGAGCACAACCCCGGGAGACGCCAUGUCCGCGGUCGCCGGACGAAUGAAUCGGAUCGUCGAACCGGCGGGGGUGCCGACCGUCUAGCCGAGACGAUAUAAAUUUUUGACGGCGAUCGCGAUCCCGGUCGAAACCAUCGACGUCGACGUCGCGUGCGCGUAUAACAAUAAUAAUAUAAUAUAAUAUACGCCUACAACCGCCAUGUCUGCCGGACUCAAACGGAACAUCAACAACAACGUGGUCGACACCACCGCCGACCGGAAAUGGAGCCCGGAAGUGCACACGAAAAUAUUCAUACCGCCCAUUAGCGUCACGGAACCCCGAGCGAAAAUCGCCAAAGGAGUCGGCGCCGCGACGGCUCAACAAGAGCCGCAACGGAAGUACGUGACGACGGCGGUCGGCAGCAGCGGAAGCGACAGCAGCGAUGGUGGAUGUGCGAGUGGUGGCGUGGAAAAGGGCCGCCGGUAUCCGGUGUCGCGGAGCGGUUCAUACCGUAACCAGCCGUUGUCGCCCAUGUCGACCGGGGCGCUAUCGCCCAGCCUCCGGUCGCUCGGCGUGCCGAGCUCACCAACCCUAGCCGCAAUGAACGCGUCGUCGCACCACCGACAUCGAGACGCAUCGCCGCUCCGGUCCAGAUCGGACGCCGUGUCCGUCCGGUCACUGGCGUCCAUCGGCAUGGGCUCGACGGACGGCCGGAAGCUGACCAUUGCCAAAGUGCCCACGUCGCCGGCGGAACUGCUCAACUUGGCCAGCCCUCAAACAUUCAUUGAGAAAGAUGACGGUGAUUUUACAGAAUGCAGCAGUUGUUCCAGGUCACUUGCGGAAUCAUUAUCGGACUUUCGGGCCAGGACCAGGACUCACUAUUGGCGCAACAAACUCCAGUUCAUCUUAGCGUGCCUGGGCUGUUCAGUGGGCCUGGGUAAUAUGUGGCGGUUUCCAUAUCACUGCCACAAAAGUGGUGGAGGUAUAUUUUUGAUACCAUAUUUUUUGGUGAUGACAUUUUGUGGAAUACCAUUGCUGUACUUAGAAUUAGCUAUUGGACAGUUUACUAAACGAGGACCAAUUAGUGCAAUAUCAAAACUGUGUCCAAUUUUGAAAGGCGUUGGUUUAUCCAGUGUGGUGACGUCGUUCUUCGUAUCCGUGUAUUACAACGUAAUCAUCGUUUACACUUUGUAUUAUUUCUUCUCGGCAAUCCAGUACCAGCCGCCAUGGGUGCACUGCAACAAUCGGUGGAACACUUACCAAUGCUGGACACCAGGCCAUAACACCACAAGGCCUUUAAACGGCAGAAGUCCCACCGAAGAGUUUUACAACUUGAAAAUGCUGCAGAUCGCAAAGGACCCAAACACGUUAGGCAACGUUCGCUGGGAAUUGGCCGCGUGCAUGUUUGUCAUAUCCAUCGUCGUGUACUUCAAGCUAUGGAAGAGCACCGAAUCGUCAGGCCGCGUCUUACACCUGACCGCUACUCUGCCGUUCGCUAUGUUGGCCGUGCUUUUGGUCCGGUCACUGAUGCUGGACGGCGCUGAAAUCGGUCUCGAAUACUUCCUGUUCAAACUCCGCUGGGAGCUACUGUUAGACUCGAAGGUUUGGGUAAGCGCUGUUGGUCAAAACCUAAGCUCCAUUGGUAUCGCUUUCGGUCUGGUUAUUUCGUUCUCUUCGUACAACCGUUACAACAACAAUAUAAUGGUGGACACAGUGACCAUAUCACUCAUAAACGGCUUGUCGAGUUUUGCCGUGGGACUAUUCACGUUCGCUACUUUAGGUAGCAUGGCCAAGGAAUACGGAAAGCCCGUGGAAGAAGUACUACCGGACGGUCCAGGAAUCGUUUUCAUCCUGUUCACGAAAGUACUAUCCAGUAUGCCGUACUCGACCUACUUUUCAAUGUUACUGUUUUUCAUGAUGUUUUGUCUGGCCCUGAACAGCGAGUUCGCCAUCGUCGAAGUCAUCGUGACUUCUAUACAAGAUGGAUUUCCACGAGCUGUCAAAAAAUAUCUUAUUUGCCACGAAAUAUUGGUCUUGGUGGUCUGUUCUGCGUCGUUUUUACUCGGACUCCCACUUGUCACACAGGGCGGUACAUAUUUAUUCCAAAUAAUUGAUUAUUAUACUUCUACGUGGUCAGUGAUUUACAUUGCUUUUUUCGAAGUGAUCGCAGUGUCCUGGAUGUAUGGUGGUAAUAAAAUGGCAACAGAUAUCAAAAGAAUUACGGGAACAAAACCGCUAUGGUUUUUUAAAUUCUGUUGGUACAUUACGACUCCUUUUUUACUAAUGUUUGUAUGGGCUUUCAGUUUAACAGACUAUGAACCACCGACCUAUAUGAAUGGCACUCGAAGUUUUCCCACUUGGGUCCACAUAAUAGGGUGGUCCAUGGUUAUGAUCUCAUUGGCAUGUAUACCCAUCAUGUCGGCUUAUACGUUCCUACAUUCCGAAGGAAAAACAUUUUACCAAAAACUGAACAGAUCAAUAAAGCCCCGAUCAAAUGAAUUUGGUGAGUUGCCAAUGGCGUCGAAAGAUAACUUAAAAGAAAUGGCUACUUUAAUUGAAUGCAAAGUACCUCAAAUACCACCAAUUAUUGUCUUCCCAGAAACUGUUAAAAAUAGUAAAUAUAAUAAUUCAUGAUUGUAUACCAACGAUUUUUGUUGACAAUUAUACUCUAAACUUUUUAACAAAUAACGAUUUAAAAAUAAUUUUAAUUUUAAUAUACUGUCACUGUAACACACCACACACCAUCUAUUAUAAUGCGAUACACUCAACAGGUACAAUUCAAAUACAUGCUUAACUGAAAAUUUGUAUAUUUUAUGUUAAAUUCAACACCAACAUUUUUACUAAAUUUAUUUUUAUUUAUUUAUUUAU
Melanaphis sacchari is the source of this 3109-nucleotide messenger RNA. RefSeq names its product sodium- and chloride-dependent GABA transporter ine-like. Gene Ontology annotation, biological process: sodium ion transmembrane transport. Gene Ontology annotation, cellular component: membrane. Bases 461 to 2875 code for a protein of 804 amino acids. Lineage: Eukaryota; Metazoa; Arthropoda; Insecta; Hemiptera; Aphididae. The record is from RefSeq and is a predicted model, not a curated record. The transcript has 12 exons.